CAGUAUGCGGAAUGGGAAGCUCUUUCGUUGGGUUAGAGGCUGACAGCACUGUUGUAAAAACUGAGGGGAGUGGUUCUGCAGGAACACUACCAGACUGAGACCAGCACUGCACCACCGCCUUCUUUUUUGCAGGGUCUCCAACAUUCAACAAGAGAAGCUUUUAGCUCCUGGGGUCAAACUAUCGGGGCUUUUUUUUUUCCUCCCGAAACUCGUCGCGCCUUCUGUGGAAAAGCACUUAAUAGCAGGGGGAGAAUUACAACAGGAGUGUUCGGCAAAAAAGCAGCAAGAUACCGAAAUAGUUGUUUUUAACCCAAUGACACAGACUGCGGAGAAAGCAAGAACGCUCUUUCGCCGAGACUAAACGGGUGUACUGUUCUAAAGGUAGCAUAGUAAUUAGGAACAACUGGGGACAAUGACCGAAAAGGAAUCCAUUAGCGACAUCGGUACUGCAGAUUCGGUUUCUGCAUACCCAUCUCCUGCGAAGAGUGUGGGGGAUCCUGGAAUCACCCCCUUGUCUCCCUCGCAUUCUUUGAAAGACUCAGACCAAAAUGUCCCUGCCCAGCAGUCUUACGUUGUGGUCGUGGCUAUUGAUUUUGGCACCACAUCCAGCGGUUAUGCCUACAGCUUCACUAAAGAGCCAGAAUGCAUUCACAUUAUGAGGCGAUGGGAGGGUGGGGACCCUGGAGUGUCCAAUCAGAAGACCCCCACUACCAUCUUGCUGACUCCAGAUGGGAAGUUCCACAGCUUUGGAUACGCUGCCCGGGACUUCUACCAUGACCUGGACCCCAGCGACUCCAAACACUGGCUGUACCUGGAGAAAUUCAAAAUGAAGCUGCACACCACCAGCACUCUAUCGACAGAGACAGAACUGCUGGCGGCCAACGGGAAAAAAGUCAAAGCCCUUGACAUCUUUGCAUAUGCCCUGCAGUUCUUUAAGGAGCAUGCAUUGAAGGAGCUGAGUGACCAGAUAGGAUCAGAGUUUCACAGCUCUGAUGUGAGAUGGGUGAUCACUGUACCAGCCAUUUGGAAGCAGCCAGCAAAGCAGUUCAUGAGGCAAGCUGCGUAUAAGUCUGGACUGGUAACCCCUGACAACCCAGAGCAGCUAAUCAUCGCCCUGGAGCCAGAGGCCGCCUCCAUCUACUGCAGGAAGCUCCGCCUCCACCAGAUGAUUGACCUGAGCUCCAAAACAACAUUCAACGGCUGCAGUCCAACUGAGACCGUAGGAACUGGGAUGACACAGGCCAAGGAAGUCGUCCGACGUAACCGGCAGAGCCGCACCUUUUUGGUGGAAAAUGUCAUAGGAGAGCUCUGGUCAGAGCUGGCUGAAGGCGAUCGCUAUGUAGUGGUUGACUGUGGCGGGGGCACAGUGGAUCUGACAGUCCAUCAGAUUAGACUGCCUGAAGGACAUCUGAAGGAGCUAUACAAGGCCUCAGGCGGUCCUUACGGUUCUAUAGGUGUAGACUAUGAGUUUGAAAAGCUGCUGUGCAAAAUCUUUGGGGUGGAUUUUAUCGACCAGUUUAAAAUCAAGCGGCCCGCAGCCUGGGUGGAUCUGAUGAUCGCAUUCGAGUCACGGAAGAGAGCGGCGGCUCCCGAGAGAACCAAUCCUCUCAACAUCAAUCUGCCCUUCUCCUUCAUUGACUACUACAAGAAGUUCAGAGGACACAGUGUGGAGCACGCCCUCCGCAAGAGCAAUGUAGAUUUUGUGAAAUGGUCUUCCCAGGGAAUGCUUCGGAUGAAUCCGGAUGCAAUGAACGCUCUCUUUAAAUCCACAAUAGACCACAUUAUCCAGCACCUCAGUGAUCUGUUUGAGAAGCCCGAAGUGAGCGACAUCAAGUUCCUCUUUCUGGUCGGAGGUUUUUCCGAGUCUCCUUUACUUCAGCAAGCCAUUCAGACCAUGCUGGGAGGCCGCUGUCGCAUCAUCAUUCCCCAUGACGUUGGGCUGACCAUCCUGAAAGGAGCCGUGUUGUUCGGCCUGGACCCCUCAGUGAUCAAGGUGCGCCGCUCCCCCCUCACCUACGGCGUGGGGGUCCUCAACAGGUACGUGGAGGGGAAGCACCCGCCAGAGAAAAUGCUUCUGAAAGACGGCACUCGCUGGUGCACCGACGUCUUCGACAAGUUCAUCUCGACCGACCAGUCGGUGGCCCUCGGGGAAACGGUCAAGCGCAGCUACACCCCGGCCAAACCAUCCCAGCUGGUCAUUGUGAUCAACAUCUACUGCUCGGAGAUAGAUGACGUCGCUUUCAUCACAGACCCUGGGGUUAAGAAGUGUGGCACUCUGCGUCUGGACCUUACAGGGACGGAGCCUUCCUCUGUUCCAGCCCGGAGGGAGAUCCAGACCCUCCUGCAGUUCGGGGACACUGAGAUUAAAGCUGUGGCACUUGAUAUCGCCACCAUGAGAUGUGUCAAGGCCGGCAUUGAUUUCCUAAAUUAUUAGUCCUGUAUUUAUGUAACUGCAAACAAGUAACACAAUGAAGAACCUGAAACACCUGGAGAAUACCAAGGAGUCUUAGAGCAGUAAUUAAACAAAUAAGGGUGCCUCAAAGCUAUGUGAUUUGUCAGCAAUUCAAAAUGGUAACACCUACUAUUGCAGCUCAGUUGGUUUCGGACUGAUUUUAAGACGCAGGUAACUACAGUCUUGUUUUACACUUAAAUAGAGUGUCUUUAUUGGUGUUCAGCUGUCUGUGAAAGAAACUUGACUGCCCUGCUUGUUUACGUUCUCCAAAGAGAUAUAUAUAUAUGAGAGAGAGAGAGAGAGAGAGAGAGAUAGUUAUAGUUUAGGGGUCCAAGCUUCCUACCCCUUAGAAGUGGGAUGUUAUAAAGUACUAAUAUUCCACAUUUCAAAAUUAACUGUAGAACUGUUCUAUAUAAAGCAUUCUGGUUUAAGGAAAAAAUUAACUGGUAGUAUAGAUAGUCUCAAUUUAUCAAAGUUUGAAAUUAUUGCCAAAUUGUUGCUGAUAAAUCACUAUUUCCAUCACAUGCCUACUUACGACACCAACACACUGCUGAAAAUCAUACAUUGCAAAUGAGUAUAACACCUUGAAAAAUGAGCUUCUUAAGCCAAUGGAACUGGAAAUAGUAUGAAAUCUGUAUCUUUCCAUUACUGUAUUUCAUCUCCACCCUCUAUAAAAAGCUUGGUUGUCAAUGAUAUGCACAUUGCUCUGAAACUAACCUUUGAAAUCCUUGAAUGUGAACUGUUUCAAAAGCAACUAGGAAAACCAAAAGCUAACUAGAGAAUGCUGCUAGCUGGACCUGCCUCAAUUUCAAUAGCCAUAGCAAUAUGCUUGCUGCCUUUUUUCUUUUUAUGCUUGUGGAAAAUAGCCACUACUUAAAUAGCUAAUUAUUACAUUUUAUGUUAUAUUCCAGAGUUCAAUAUACCAAAGAACACUGGCAUUGAUAUAUAAUAAAAUACAUAUUUUUAUUUGAAUGUAUAUACAAUAUUUAAAAUAUUGUACAGAUUUUUAUUUUAUUUUAGCAGCUUGCAGAUUUGAGAAUAUGCUGGCUAAUGUGGAUAGCUUUCUGUUUUAUUCUCCCCAGCCUGUGUGUCAAAAAGUGAAAAAGUGUUAUGUGUGAUUUAAAAGUCGUUAGAAUCCGACUGCAAGCCAUUUUAAUAAAUUGCUGUGCCCUGUUAAAACUGAAAGGCCUUAUUUUAUAGGAGUAUGUUAUGUCAGCAGUGUUUUGAAGCCAUGAUUGAUUUGUAUUGUAUCUGUGUCUGUGUAUGUGAGCUGCCCAGCUUAGCUUAAAACUAAAACAUGCAUUGGCAUCUAAAUGAAAUUAUGUAUGUUAUCAGAAAAAAUGCACCAAGUAUGUUACUGUUUUUGAAGGAACCCUUCUAGCAAGCAAUCUGAGAACAACAAAUGGUCUGUAUUCUUACCUGCUGACACUUUUGCCCAUAUUUUAAAAGCUUUUACUCCAGUCUUUAACUCUUCUCUUUUGAAAAAAUGUAAAACAACUGUUACUUUUACAAAA
Messenger RNA from Polyodon spathula (Mississippi paddlefish), 3966 nucleotides. RefSeq names its product heat shock 70 kDa protein 12A-like. The record is from RefSeq and is a predicted model, not a curated record. Bases 413 to 2434 code for a protein of 673 amino acids. Lineage: Eukaryota; Metazoa; Chordata; Actinopteri; Acipenseriformes; Polyodontidae. The transcript has 12 exons.